This is a messenger RNA of Gregarina niphandrodes, 963 nucleotides long. RefSeq names its product tRNA intron endonuclease, catalytic carboxy-terminal domain protein. Bases 1 to 963 code for a protein of 320 amino acids. The transcript has a single exon. Lineage: Eukaryota; Apicomplexa; Conoidasida; Eugregarinorida; Gregarinidae. Gene Ontology annotation, biological process: tRNA splicing, via endonucleolytic cleavage and ligation. The record is from RefSeq and is a predicted model, not a curated record. Gene Ontology annotation, molecular function: nucleic acid binding; tRNA-intron lyase activity.
AUGCCGAAUGAGAUAAUUUCCACCAUGAAAAUACGACUCGCUGAGACGGCGCCCUUCCCGUCCCAAGACCACUACCGUCCCAGCUGCAUCGUCCAGCCUAGCACCCUUGCCCACGUUCUACGACUCAAGACCUACUCUCUCCCCGAGGAUGUGCUCGCAAUCGUUGCUCUCAAAAACAGGCAACUUUGCACCACCUCCCCACCCCUCCAAACUGCGACACAACCUCCACAAGGUGACCCCUUUGAGACCCAGUUCGCAGACUGCCCACCCCUGACCGAUUGCCCCUCCAUGGUACCAACCGUAGUCAGCCAACAACGGGCACGACGCCGGGACACACUAUUGCCGCAAGCUUUCCUCGAAGACAUCCGAACCAGGUACAAACUAGGCGACCUGGUAAGCCCGACCGACGGCACCCUACACGCCGCUAUCCAGGCCCUCGACUCCCUCAUCAUCGAAGCCCCCCGUCACGAUAUCGGGUACCGCCACGAUGUGGUGCACGAUGUAGCAGACCGCCAUGACGUUGAGGUGGUUGCGGAGUUCCGCUGGACGGGUACCGAGCUGUUGGUGAAAAAGGCGGGAGUGGAGGAGACUCGUUUUGACGCCGCGGUCGGCGACCUGGGUGCGCUGCAUCGCACGCUGCUCGAUGUCGAAGAGAAGGCGGCAAUUGCCCUCCCGUUCCUGCAUCCCGACUGGCACGGGGUCGAGGCCCGGCUGUUCUGUUGGCCCAGAGGCUGGAGCGUCUACUCCGCCACACGGUUCGGAACGGACUGGGCGGUGUACCCCGACCACCCUGACUUAUGUCACGCGGACGCACUCGUGGUGCCACCCGAGUACAAUUGGAGCCAAGUUGCAGCCCUGGGGAGGAUCGCCACCAACACUAAAAAGGUACCCCUGCACAUCGUACAUCAUGGGACGGGCGGGUGCGGGACGGGCGAGUGCGGGACGGGCGAGUGUCAUCACUGA